AUGGCUCAAGUAUUCAUAUUGCCAUGGCUAGUCGUUCCCGAGCUUACACUGAGGCCGAGACUGAGAUACAGUCUGUACGCUACCUUUGGUCUUGGUAUCAUCAAUAUCUCAUUUACCAUCGUCCGCUUUGCAUUGAUACAGAAGUACGGAGCAGAUCUGGUUAUCACAAUCACUCUAGUGGAGCUAUGGAGUUUUAUGGAUUCCUGUGUCGGCUUGAUAAUUGCAUGUCUUCCAUCGUUGCGACCCUACUUCAACUGGAAGGAAAAGAUUCAAUAUUACGGAAACUACAGCAAGGAUAGCAAAGCAGACUCGCAGAAGCCAAUCAUGUCAUCAAAUCCCGAUACAGUAGACCAGCCGGCCAAUGCAUAUAUGAGUAUACAGGUGCAACUUGCAUGA
Fusarium graminearum PH-1 is the source of this 396-nucleotide messenger RNA. RefSeq lists its product as uncharacterized. The transcript is spliced from 3 exons. Lineage: Eukaryota; Fungi; Ascomycota; Sordariomycetes; Hypocreales; Nectriaceae. The record is from RefSeq and is a predicted model, not a curated record. Bases 1 to 396 code for a protein of 131 amino acids.